This is a messenger RNA of Trypanosoma grayi, 1371 nucleotides long. Its product is annotated as putative protein kinase. Gene Ontology annotation, molecular function: protein kinase activity; ATP binding. The coding region runs from base 1 to 1371 and encodes 456 amino acids. The transcript has a single exon. Gene Ontology annotation, biological process: protein phosphorylation. The record is from RefSeq and is a predicted model, not a curated record. NCBI's taxonomy places the organism in Eukaryota, Euglenozoa, Kinetoplastea, Trypanosomatida, Trypanosomatidae.
AUGGAACACAUUCGCAAGACAAAUAAGAAAUUAGGGGUUGGAGCGAGAGGCGUUGUGUAUGAGGGCUACGAUGAGGAGCGCGGCCGCUUCGUUGCGGUGAAGGAGAUCCCCUUCUUCGACGGUGGCGGUGGCGGCGGCGGUGCAGGCACAGGCAACAGCCCCGCAGAAGGCGGAGAGGAAGAAGAGGACCCCGCAUUUGUUGAAGAGCGUCGUGCCAUUGUGCGGGAGAUUAGUCUAAUGGAGCGCUUUGAGCAUCCGAACCUCGUGGCGUACUACGGAGCCCGCAGAAGUGCGGUGGGAGUGCAGAUCAUCAUGGAGCUCGUUAACGGCGGCUCCCUCGACGCGCUCAUUCGCCGCCACGGCUGCCUCCGCGAGAGCGUCGUCCGCUCGUAUACGCACGAUGUUUUGGAGGGGCUAGCGUACCUGCAUGAGACGGCGCGAGUGUGUCACCGCGAUGUAAAGCCGGCCAAUGUCCUCAUCACCGCGGAUGGGCGGUGUAAGUUGACUGACUUUGGGGUAAGUAAGCUGCUCGAUGACAACGGCACCAUGCGAACAACAGUGGGGACGCCGUGGUACAUGGCACCAGAGGUGGUGAACGGCAGUAUAGAUGAUGAUGUCGAGGACAACGAGGAGGUCGGCUGUAGCGGUGGUGGUGGUGGUAGUGGUGGCGUCAGCAGCAACGGGGACGGUCGCCUCAGCAGGGGUGGCGGCGGCGGCGGCGGCAGUAGCAACAGGGGCAGCUACACUACCGCAGCGGAUAUAUGGAGCCUGGGCGUUACCGUGUUCGAGAUGAUAUCGGGGAAGAAGCCGUUCGGGGGAGAAAUGAAGAAUCCUACCGCCGUGCUAUUCGCAAUUGCGUCAGCGAACGCCACGCCUCCACGACUGCCUGAUAGUUGCGAAGCGACGCCGUCUCUGCGCGCAUUUCUAGACCUCUGUUUCGUCCGUGACGCGCGGCUGCGACCGCGGGCACGUGAGCUGCUGUCACACCAAUGGUUCUUCGAUGUGCCUACGCCAACCUCGCGUGCAGCAUCCAAAGCAGCGCCGCGCAGGAGCGGUGGCACUAACGGCGUAUGUGACGGGUUACCACUGGGACCGAUGCAGCGGCUGUUGCGGCCGUCGCUCAGCAUGCUUGACACGGCAGACCUAAUCAGCAACGACGUGCAUUCACCUAUGAAGGAGCUGACCCCUAUGUCGCAGGAGCGGCUGUCGUUGCGGCGGCUGUCCAGCGAGAGCGGGGGGGCGUCGUUGCCGCGGGAGGCGGGUGGUGGCCGCGAAAUGCAGGGCGGGUUCUGGUCUUCCGACGGGCAUUACGUGGACUUAGUCGUCGCACCUCCGCUCGCUUCGCCGACUGCGAAGAGAAGAGCGCGAUAA